AGAAGACAUUUAGAGUUGCAAGGCUUCAUCAAUAAAUUUCUAAACACCUUAUUAUUCUGAUUAAUUAAGUGCAAAACACAUUUGAGCUGAGCAUGGAGAAGCAUUUAUCUUGUUCUAAGUUGGCUAUCUUAGCAAUUUUUUUGCUGGCAAUUUCAGCUUCUGCAAUAGGCAACCUGCAACAGGUUAGUGGGACAAAGUUGAAUGAUGGUGUUACGAAAACCAUAAUACAAGAACUUGAAAAGGAGCAAAUUAUUGAUGCUUAUUACAAUUUAAAGCCAGAAAUGGCAAGGGAACUUGGCUUGGAGACACUCAAGUGUGCAUCGCAAGGCCAAGCAUGUGCUUUUUGGAAUCCUUGUUGUAAUGAAGGUGUUUGCUUCCCUGGACCCGUUGGCGUUUGCAUCUGAUAAUUAGAUCGAUCGUGUGAAUGUCACGUCUCUACGACUCAUUAUCGUACGUGUGCCUAGUUCCUGAUUGUGUUCGUGUUCGUGUUCUUGUUUGUGUUUGUGGAGUCUGUCAUGUUAAGAGGGUCGGCGCUCAUCUGAUUGCUAAGGAAUAAGGAUCAGAUGAUGAUGAUUUCGUAUCUAUAUAUGUACUUUCCUUUGAUGUUUAUAAAUAAAACCCCAAAUUGUUUUACCGUUUUCUUGUGAAAUGAUAAAGGUUACAACUUGCGACAACAAAAA
This is a messenger RNA of Spinacia oleracea (spinach), 680 nucleotides long. RefSeq lists its product as uncharacterized. Bases 93 to 404 code for a protein of 103 amino acids. The transcript has 2 exons. The record is from RefSeq and is a predicted model, not a curated record. NCBI's taxonomy places the organism in Eukaryota, Viridiplantae, Streptophyta, Magnoliopsida, Caryophyllales, Amaranthaceae.